CGGGAUUUUAUGUCGUAAUCUGACAAAACAAAGCUAAAAAAAAUUUUUGACACAUUCAUCGAAAGAUGAUCGAAUAUGUGGUGUGAAUUUAUAGCUCCAAACAAAUAUCAUGCCGUAGUGCAGUGAAAGUUGCGAAAAGACAUUAUUGGGACGUUUAGUUAUGAGCUAACGCAGUUUAUGUACUUGAAUAAUUCAAUAAUCUACUCGUCGGUUAACAAUUAACUACAUAAUAAUGGAGAUAUCUUUAAGAAAACUUGAAGGUUCGAUUUGGAAAUGAAUUAAGAAACAUUAAUUCAUCUACAAUGGAUUAUGAAUUGGAGGUGUUCGAAGUGUACGACGAUAGCGAUCAGCAGACUUCGAAAAGGCACUCGAAGCACACGAGAAAAAAGUGCAAACAGAAACAGAAAGCCGCAGUUUUAGGUCUCGAAAGUACUGAUAACGACCUUAGUAAAUCUAAAAGUAGUGUUUUGGGCAGUGAUAGAAGGCACUUGAGUGUUAGGGAAUCCAUAUUAAGUGUGUUUACGAAAUUGGUAGUUUGGCGAGAUCAACGGCGCUACCAGACCACUGUUCCUGACAGAAUUGAUUCACCUCAUACUUCCAAAGACUUCCGAAAAGGCUACAUACCUUGUGAUAAUCAGAGAAGAAUCCACGCAAAUGACCGAACUUUCAACUCCCAAUUUCGCUAUGCUAGUAACUACAUAAAGACCUCGAAAUACUCGUUACUGACGUUCCUGCCCCUGAACCUGUUCGAACAGUUCCAGCGCUUGGCGAACUUCUACUUUUUGUGCCUUUUGGUGUUGCAGCUGAUACCGGCUAUCAGCAGUCUCACUCCGGUUACCACAGCGCUACCCCUCAUCGGUGUACUCGGACUCACUGCCGUCAAGGACGCCUACGAUGAUAUACAACGUCACAUUUCUGAUUCACACGUCAACAACAGAAAAUCGAGGGUGGUCCGCAAGGGUCAGCUCGUCAAGGAGAAAUGGUCGGCAGUCCAAGUCGGAGACAUCAUUAGAAUGGACAAUAAUCAAUUCAUAGCCGCCGACGUACUAAUUUUAACAUCUAGCGAGCCGAACGGGUUGUGUUACAUUGAAACGUCAGAGUUAGAUGGGGAGACCAACUUGAAAAUUAGACAAUGCCUGGUCGAGACGGCCGAAAUGGCCCAGGACGACGCACUGCUCAGCGAAUUCGACGGCGAAAUCAUCUGUGAGAUGCCGAACAAUCUCCUGAACAAGUUCGAGGGCGUGCUGAUCUGGAAGGGUAAAUCCCACUCGCUGGACAACGACAAGAUCAUGCUGAGAGGAUGCCGGCUCAGGAACACGCAAUGGUGCUAUGGCGUCGUCGUCUUUGCCGGCAAAGAUACGAAGUUGAUGCAGAACAGCGGCAAGAGCAAGUUCAAGCGCACGAGCAUUGAUAGGCUCCUUAAUUUUUUAAUUAUAGGAAUAGUAUUUUUUUUAUUGUCCAUGUGCCUUUUCUGUAUGGUGGCCUGCGGAAUAUGGGAGUCCCUCGUCGGUCAGUACUUCCAAACGUACCUCCCGUGGGACACGCUCGUGCCUACGGAGCCGAUGGGUGGCGCCACUAUCAUAGCCCUGUUGGUGUUUUUCUCGUACGCGAUCGUCCUCAACACCGUCGUGCCCAUAUCGCUGUACGUGUCCGUCGAGGUGAUCAGAUUCGUGCAGAGCUUCCUGAUCAACUGGGACGAGCAGAUGUACUACGAUAAAACGGGCACUCAUGCCAAAGCCAGAACUACCACACUUAACGAAGAAUUAGGCCAAAUAGAAUACAUAUUUUCGGACAAAACCGGUACACUUACUCAAAACAUAAUGACGUUUAACAAAUGUUCGAUAGCGGCUCAAUCGUACGGCGACGUCAUCGAUCAGAGGACGGGCGACGUCAUGGAAAUAACGGACGACACUGAACCUUUAGAUUUCUCGUUCAAUCCCAACUAUGAGCCAGAGUUUCGGUUUUACGACAGGCACCUUUUGGACGCCGUCCGGCGAAGGGACGCUGACGUUUACAGUUUUUUCCGGUUGCUGGCGCUGUGCCAUACCGUGAUGUCAGAUCAGAGUGACGGUAAACUCGAAUAUCAGGCACAAUCACCCGACGAAGCAGCCCUCGUUUCGGCGGCCAGAAACUUCGGCUUUGUAUUCAAAGAGCGCUCGCCCAACAGCAUCACCAUCGAGGUAAUGGGCGUCAAGGAGGUAUACGAGGUGCUGUGCAUCCUCGACUUCAACAACGUCAGGAAACGAAUGUCGGUGAUACUGAGACGAGACGGGAAACUGAAACUUUACUGCAAAGGCGCUGACAGCGUCAUCUACGAGCGACUCAAAAACACCCAAGACGACGUUAAGCAUAAGACUCAAGAACAUCUGAAUAAAUUCGCCGGUGAAGGUCUAAGAACGCUCGUGCUGGCCUGCUGCGAUUUGGACGAGGUAUACUUCAACAACUGGAAGCAGAGGCAUCAAGAGGCAGCCGUUUCGAUGGAAGACAGAGACGAAAAACUCGACGCGCUCUACGAGGAGAUAGAGAAAGACUUAGAACUGAUCGGAGUGACGGCUAUUGAGGAUAAGCUGCAAGACGGCGUACCUCAAACGAUAGCCAAUCUUAUUUUAGCCAAUAUCAAAAUUUGGGUGCUGACGGGUGAUAAACAGGAGACUGCCAUCAAUAUCGGUUACUCGUGCCAACUGCUCACGGACGAACUCGUUGACCUCUUCAUCGUGGAUGCCUCCAGCUACGACGAGGUCCAGCAGCAACUACUCAAGUUCCGCGACAACAUAAAGAUCGUGCACACGUUUCAACCGCAACCUCGCAGCCCCAAGGAUGUGAAUCAAACGUCAAACGGUCGUCUGGAGACGGGGGAGAGUUCGAAAAGUGGUCAUGUGACCACCCCUCACGUUAUCGCCCAUCCGCCGGCUGUCAGCGUCGUCACUUUCAGCACGGAAUUGGGCAUUCAUGACGAAAAUGACAUCCAUGAAGAAACUCCCGGCGGUUUCGCUAUCGUCGUUAACGGCAACUCUUUGGUACACUGCCUCCAUCCCCAGCUGGAGAGGCUGUUUUUGGAGGUCGUGAUGCAGUGCAAAUCGGUAAUUUGCUGCAGGGUGACGCCCUUACAAAAAGCCUUGGUGGUCGAAUUGGUUAAGAAAAAUAAGCAGGCGGUUACGUUGGCUGUGGGAGAUGGAGCUAAUGACGUGUCUAUGAUUAAAGCUGCACAUAUCGGAGUCGGGAUAUCAGGUCAAGAAGGUAUGCAAGCGGUCCUAGCUUCAGAUUAUUCGAUAGCCCAGUUUAGAUUUUUGGAAAGGUUAUUGCUGGUACACGGACGAUGGUCUUAUUAUAGGAUGUGCAGUUUUCUGAGGUACUUCUUCAAUAAGAACUUCGCGUUCACGCUGUGCCACUUCUGGUAUGCUUUUUUCUGUGGUUUCAGCGCUCAGACUGUAUUUGAUCCUAUGUAUAUAUCAAUCUACAACUUGUUCUACACAUCCUUGCCCGUUCUCGGCGUCGGCAUUUUCGAUCAAGACGUAAACGACAAGAACAGCGUCAUCUUUCCUAAACUGUACACGCCGGGACACUUAAAUCUGUUCUUUAACAAGAAAGAAUUUUUUCGAAGCGCUCUUCAAGGGUGUUUCGUUUCAAUGGUGCUUUUCUUUGUUCCUUUUGGUACUUACUACGACGCGGUUGGUCCCAAUGGUCACGGGUUAUCGGAUUAUAUGCUGUUUUGCAGUGUGACUGCUGCCAUAUUGGUUAUCGUUAAUACAGCACAGAUCGCCUUAGACACGAUGUAUUGGACGGUGUUCAAUCACGUAAUGAUUUGGGGCUCGCUAGGGUUCUAUUUCGUAGCCGACAACUUUUACAAUUACCUCUGCCACGGACCGUACGUCGGCGCUCUCAUUAAGGCGAUGUCCGAAUUGAAUUUUUGGUUCACUACCGUCCUAGUUGUUAUCAUCUCCAUAAUGCCCGUGCUGGCGUGGAGAUUCUACUUCGUCGACGUGUUCCCCACGUUGUCAGAUAGAGUCCGAUUGAAGCAAAGAAUGGCUCAGGUGCGAACGAGACACAGCAUGGACAUUCUCAGAACGCCGUCUGCGAGACGCGUGCGCCGUUCGAUACGGUCUGGUUAUGCGUUCGCUCACCAGGAGGGCUUCGGUCGUCUUAUCACCUCCGGAAAGAUCAUGAGGAAGUUACCGAAUCCCGAGUUCAACAUACCGAACAUCAUGAAUAAGCUGAACAUGACGAGUGGCAACGACAACCAUAACCACCAUCACAACAAGGCCGCCACAAGUAGCGCCGGAGGCGUUACGGCUUCGCCUUCUGAUGGUAGCAGCAGUGGCGGCGCAGGUAGGGCCCCGAUCCAGGACCUGGACACAAUCAAUCUGUGACGAAGGGGUUCCGAUUAGGACAAUUUUUAAAAAGAGGGGCAAUGUUUUUAGUUUUGUUUUCGCUACUUAAGUAUCCAAAAGUAUUGUUUUUUGGUUGUUGUUAAAAAAAAGAAGACAACUCGAAAAAAAAAACGAAGUUACGGAAAAUGAAUGUUUCAUAUUGAUUUUUUUUAUGUCAGAACGAUCUAACUCGCCAUAUUCGUUAAUUGUUAUAAAAUAUUGGUUCCGUAGAAUUUAAUUUCUUUGUAGGCGUCAUGGUAGUAUUAAAAGUAUCGUUGUUUUAAAUGGAAAUUUCUUUCAUUAAAUGAAUUGCUUUUUUGCAACUGGCGGCUAUAAGCUGGCUGUCCAAAUAAUAAUUGUGUUCUCUAUUUUUUCUUGUUGCUUUUUGCACCUAGUUCAGUAUUAAUUAGUCCAUUUGGUGCUCGAGUUUGUUUUUCCCUUAUACAAUGUGAUUCAAAACUAAUUUUAAAAAAAUAUAUAUUAUGUACGCAAAAUAACUAAUCAGAUCCAAAAUCUUGAGAAACAUCUAGAAGUUCUCUAAUUUCCACUUGUGUUCUCAAAAAACCAUAAUAGAGCAAUGAAUGGACUUUUAUUUUAAUAAGCUGUAUUUCUGACAAAUUUGGAUUUAAAUGAGCUACGAGUUUUCUAAAAAGGGUUUAUGAGAAACAAUUGCUGUAAAUGAGAAAGCAUUGCAUUAUAGUUAAAUUCCUCGCUUUUAAUGUCUGUAGAAGACUAGUUAGUUUUUGACGUAUCACCUUGUCGAAUGCCUUUUACAUAUCGAAUACAUUAGCUUCAAAUCUAAAUUUGAAGAAAAUACGCCUAUUUAACACGUUUAAAACUGCAACAGCUUGUGAUAAAAAUAAAAAAAAAUGUUUAUUAAAAAAAAGUAUUCUUCGUUUGCCAAUAAACUAAUUUAUUUAACUUAAAUUGUGACGUGUCAAUAUUUGUUGUGAUUUUUGUUUGUUUUUUCAUUUAAAUCCAAUCAAAUGUAAAAUGAUUAUAUUUAUUAGAGAAAAGGUUAAAGACAUCUGUGAUAAUAGAUUAAUUAGUUAGUUAAAUAAUUUAGACAGCCACAAUGAUGAAAUUCGUUUAAAAGAUUUAUAAAUAUAUAUAUUUAGCGUUUGCAAAAUCUUAGAAAUGAUGUACUUAAGCACGUCGUGUCUUAUAAUUAGAAAAAAAAAUGGUAAAUAUUUUCUGGAAAGGAAAAGGAAUGAGAAAAUUAGUUAUAAAAUCAAGAGGUCGCGGCCAAAAAUGGACCCUUGUAGACCUUUCGAUAUAUAUAACUUCAUUUUAACGAUUCUAAUUUAUAAACGGACAUUUCUAUAUCAUUCAUUACGAUUAUAAAGUUAAAUCAAGAUGAUCGGUCUGAAAAUUGACCCUUGUGGACCUCUCGACAUAACUAAUUUCAGUUUAACGAUUUUAAUUAAUGUACAAUUUAUAAACAGACAUUUCUAUAUCAUUAAUUACGAUUAUGGAGUUUUAAUUAAAUUUGUCUGUCCUGCAAAAUGGUUGUGGUAAAUUUCAGUUUUUUCUUCUUUUUCUAAAGGACCUGUUUUGGGGUGGUAAUUUUGGCAAAUAUUUAGCAUUUUUGUGAUAUAAUUAUUUGGGAAAUCGUUUUCCUAAGUCCAAACCGUAUGAAUACAGGGUGUUUAUUUUAUCCUGAUUUAACGUUUUUUAGUGUAUUUAAAAAAUAAUGCGAAACACAAACGCAGGUCCGUAUUAAAAAAAAAAUUAUGUUUAGUUUGGUUCAUAAACAUUUUUUCUAGAGUUAUAUUAAUAACAAAUAUAAAAAUAAGAUUCGUAUUUAUAAAAAAAAAUAUUGAUGGUGGUCCUGAAAGGCAAAAAACGUCGCAUGGAAAAUUUAAUACGACAGGAUAGUAAUUUGUAUAAUUUUAUACAAAAAUUAUUUUUCAUUUUUAAAUAAAGAUGAUACAAAGAAAAAUAAGUAAGGUUAAAUCAUGAUAAGAAAAACAUCUGCAGGGUUUUCAGUAAAUAUACCUACUUUUGAGGGUAGUAGGGAACAUUAAACUAAUUAGCACCAAAAACUCUUCUAUUCUAUCCUAACCGUAGCAAAAUUUUUAUUUAUAUAAAACUAUUUUAUAUCUUUCUGUUUUAAUUUUUGAUCUAUCAGUACUAUCGAUGUCAAUUCCGAAAGGUUUUCCUAAUCCGGGGAUUUUCGAGAUACGUACGACUAAUCCCGAGAUUAGAUGUAUGAAAAAAAAUCAAAAUAAAAUUCGAAAAAAAAUUAUUUUAUUAAAACACGAAAAUUUAAAAAAAACUCUUAAACGAUCUCAAAGAAAUGUGUUGUAAAUACCAACAAAUAAGGUUUAGAUUUAUAUUUUUUUUAAAAAUACCACCAAAAUAUCAGUGAGUAUAAAGUUUAAUCUCGCAGCCUCGGAACUUAUUUUAUUACAUAAAAAUCCUGUGAAGAAGAAAUAUCUCUCUUGAUUCCACGCUUGUGGACUGAAUGGUUAAUAAAAAUUCAAAGAGUUUUUGAAGUUUACAUUCCCGUUUUAUCCCGAGGUUAGAUCUAAUAUUAUCCAGCUAUUUUCGAGACAGAUUUUCCGUUGGGAUCCCUGAACUCCCAGAGCCCGGAAUUGACAUCUCUAAUCAGUAUUGCUACCUUUAAUUUUAGUAGAUUUCGUUAGGCCAUAAUGUUUCUCAAUGAAAAAUUGCCGAUUUUAAUUAAAGAUUUCCCUUCACUAUAAAGGGUAUAUCAACUAUUUGAGAUAGGAUUGAAACUUUUAAAAGAAAGUUGUGAAGAACAAUGAAAGCUCUGUUUAAAAAAUUACUAAUAUGUUAUAAAACUUAUCAAAGUUGUUGUUUUCCUUUGAACGAGUAUUCCUCAAGAAUAUAAGGAUGUAUGGGUUUAUCCAGGUGUUUCGGAAUUUAUGGUGCAAUCUACAAGCUGUACCAUUCCAUUAGUGAGUGUAAGUCCAAUAUGUCAGUUGUUUUUAAAAACACGAGGCAAUGUCGGAUAUAACAGAUUUACGGUUCGCAGAAGCGCCCAUUGUAAAAAUAUUUUCCAAUAUACAGGCCUCCAAAAAGCAAGACAUAUUUUUUUUCUUCUACUAAAUCAACAUAUGUCUAAAUUCAGUUUCCUUAUGACUUUAAAAAAUUGACUUUUUCAUGCUUUGACAAGUUGUAGAACCCAAACACUUGAAAUUAGAAUAAAACGGUUUACAUGUCCCUAUCUUAGUUUUUCAUAUCCUAUUCAGAUAUACGAACUUUUGGAUUAAUAGAAUAUAAAAGGUCUAACUUCCGGUUAAACCAAAAGUAGGUUAUUUUAUUGCAUAUUUGAAUAAAAAACUAAGAUACGGAGAUGUAAACCGUUUUAUCUUAAUUUCAACUGUGUGGGUGCUACAUUGUGAAAAAGUUAAUUUUCAAAUGUCAAAAGCUUGAAAACAAUAGAAUUAAGACAUAUAUGGCGUUUUAGACAAAAAUACUUAGAUUUUUUACUAGAAUUCAAAAAUAAAAUACAAGGGUGUAAGUAAUAUAUAAAUUUAACAUUAAUGUGGAAACAAACAUUAAUCAAAUUUACUUUAGGCUUUAGAUAAGGCAAGAAAUAAAUUCUACUUUCUAAGCGUUCAUAAUAGGAAAAAUUCUAAACUUAUCUCUUUUUAAAUGGUUCUCUUCAAAGAUGUAAAAGAAAGCUCUCUCUUCGACUUCGGGUCAGUAGAUCAAAUGACUUUGUUCAAGGGGGUGGAAUGUGGAAGGUAGUUUUGUUUAUUUAAUCCGACAGUACAACCAUUUAUUUAACGUUAAAGAAACUAUUAUAUGUUUAUAACAUAACCUCCAAAAUUUAAGCCAUCUUAAAAGUAGGUUUUGAACGAUAAAAUGAGGAAAUGGUAAAUAGGAAGGAUCGGAUAAAACGUUUUAACUAUUAUUUUACAGAAAUUAAAGGUAUUUUAAAAUAGUUAAAAAUGUAACAUAUCAAUCGUAACAUAAAUCUUAGUUUAAUCAUUAUAUGGAAGGCCUUAAACACAAAAAUAUUAAUAUCAAACCUUGCCCUAAUAAAUAAGACGGCUUUGGAGAACCAAAAUGCAACUGAUAGCAGAUUAUUCCGAUUUACAAAGUUACGUCUUCCAGCAUCGAAAUUCAGAAAGAAUGACAAUGUUCAAAAACGUCAGCGAUCGGAGAUAUCAUAGAUAUACCGUUCAAUGAUUGGCAGCACCGAAUCGUGACACCGAUUAGAGAUAGGACUCUAGAGAUUGGAGAAAAGUAACAGUAUCGUAGCUCUACCGCCUAAUAAACAAUUUCUGUCAUGUUUAUUAUUUCUUCAGUGCCUAAUUUCAUUUUGAAGCAAAAAAUAUUAGAUUUCGACUAUAAAUUCACCUUAUCGAUAAUUAAAUGUCAAGUUUAUUGUCAAUUUCUAUAACAUUCAAAUGUUUCAAGGAUAAUUUGAAAUUUUGCUUUAUUUUAAGAUCAAAUUUAUUUUAAGUUUGAGAGCAAUUAUUGUAGAUAGACUUGUAAAUACAUUUCAUAUGGAGAUCAAGUAGUCAAAUCCUACAUUUUCUGCAAGCUCGUAAUGUGGACUAUUCUGGUGUGACCCAUUUGAAAAAAUGAUAAAAAGUUUUCCGAAUUUUGGUUUCCCCCGUAUGGGAAAAACGCCAUUCAGUAAAAUUAUGAAUAGGAAAUAAAAAUACACUAUUUUCGAGAAUAUUUGGUAGAAACUUUUUUGUAUUCCAAAUUAUUGAUUUCAAAAUAUAGAAAAAAGUGAUCCUGAGUUUUGGUUGCCCCUGUAUGAAAAAUGAAAAUACACCAUUUUAUUUGGUAGCAAAUUUUUCUUAUUUCAAAUUAUUGAUUUUAUGAAUCCAUUUUGUGACAUAAAUUCCGAACCACCCGAUAUAAACCCAUACAAUACUAUAUUUUUGGGAAACACUUCCAAAGGAAUACAAUCUAAUGAAAAUAUAUAGUGGUUUAUGUAGAAAAGCAUUUGAUGAGUCACAUUUAUCGAACACCCUGUAUAUUGUUGUUAGUUUAUUUUUAAAACAUUCAUUGCUUUUUACAAUUUUAAUUUGAAGCAUUUUUUCCUAUCUCAAAUAGGGAAACGGUUAUUGUCCACCCACGCAUUAUUAAUACACUCUACCCUGUUACUUCUAUCGAAAUCAUACUAAUGUCGAUUUUUUUAUUGUUUUAAAAUAAGUACUUUUUAUUGAAUAUCUUAUUCAUUAAACAUUACAAGGACAAAAUCUAAUGCUUAAUAAUUUAUGAAAAUAUAGGUCCAAUCCUCAUCAAAAUAUUUAAUUAUUAAAGGAUUACAAAUCUUUUUUUUUUUAAUUUAGCAUCCUCUAUCUUGGAAGCGAAGCAUAUUUAGACAUAUGUAUAAUUGGUUUGAUAUUCCUACUACCUCUGAAAGUUUGUUCAGCAUAUUUACGGGAUACACUGUAUCCAGGGUGUACCAAUAAAAACUAAGCCCGAUAUUUUGGUAAGAAAUAGAGAUAUUUUAAUUCUGUAAAAGCCAGUUCACAGAGCACUAAGAGAGCUUCAGUUUUAGAUAUAAAUUGAUUUUAAAUAGGUCAAUAUAUAGAUGGCGCUGCACACAAUUUAUUUAUUUAUUUUUUUUUUUUUUUUCGAUAUAAUGCUCAUUCAUAUUUAGCGCAUCUUCUAAAAAAUUCAUUUUCAGCAGAUUUUGUCCUAUGAAAUAAUUCGAUAAAUCUAGCCAUUUUUGAUAUACAGAGUGGGACACUCACAACAGUUUCAUCCUGUUUUUCGGCAUUAAUCAUUGGAUUUUAAGAAACUACUAAAACAGGUCAAUUUUUAUUCUAAAUUGAACACAUUUUUACACAAAAUUAUUUUAUAUCUAAAACUGAAGCUAUCUUAGUGCUCUAUGAACCGACUUUUACCGAAUUAAAAUAUCUCUAUUACUUAGCAAAAUAUCCGACAUGGGAGUAUUUAUUGGUACACCCUAUAUACAUCGUCAGUUGUAUAAUAUUAGAAAAUAUCGGUAUAAAAGCUUAAUUUAAAAACUACACUCAUGACAAAAACAGAGCUCUUAGAAGUAGCAAUUCAAUGUAUAUCAACAAUUGAAGACCUUGGUGCAAGAAUACAUCUUGUUUUUACAUAAAAAUAUAAGAACAAAUGUAAAAAUUAGCAAAAAAAAAUUAUUUUUUUUAACGUCAAUGUAAAAAAAAACAAUGACAGUUCAUUUGAUGAAAGUCAUUAUGACCGUUUUUGCACCAAAUUGGAAAGGGGACGAUUCAAAAGUACUUAUAACAUUGGUGUUUAUUAACAUAUUCGUCUUGUUCUUACACCAAGUCAUACCUUAUGCUUUGUAGAAGCUCGUGGAACACUUAUAUUCUUCUUGCACCAAGGUUUUCAAUUUAUAAAUAAAUAACUACUACACACCCAGUAUAUAAUAUAUAAUGAAACAUUCAUUUUCCCAAUCAAAAACUUAUUGUAUUUUUUAUAAAACGUGCACUUUUUAUGUUUUUUAUUUUUGUAAAGAUAUAUUGUUGAUAUUUACGAAAAUUGUAUGCAGGUUGUCCAAAAUUCCAAAACAAAAAUGUAUUCAUCAGUGAAACGAUUAUCAUUUAGUUUUUACAGUUUUUGAAUCCAUAAUGUUAUUGUUUUUACUACACAAAAACAAAACAGUAAUAAAAUAUACAAUAAAUAUUUUCGAAAUUGUUUUAUGUAUAUAAUAAACAAAUUUUUAUUAGACACUGACAGUAUUUGUAAUCGUUGCGUUGUGCAUACAGGAUGUCUCCGAGAUAAUUUAAAAAAAAAUUAAUUCAGCUACAACUUGUAUUAUAGAAUGAAGAACGAUACAUAUUAAACAACUGUUGACCAAUUUGAAGAUUUUUGGGACAAUCUGUAUAAAUAAAAAAAAAAUGAAAAUGUUUAUUUGCUAUUGUAAGUAACCGCUAUGUGAUCUUUCACUUAAAAAAAAAAACUUAGACAUAAAAUUAUACAUGUACAGUAUGAGACCAUUUUAUGUUUUUAGACCUUAAAUGUUAAGCUUCUACUAGUCAAAACAAAGUAUGUUUAAUGUUAUAAUGAGAAAAAGUAUUUCUUUAUUACCAAGUUAUUUAAGAUUAUAUGCUUUUCGUUUUUUAUUAAGAAUAAAAUUUAUUUUUUCUUUA
Messenger RNA from Psylliodes chrysocephalus, 11449 nucleotides. The record is from the annotation of a GenBank genome assembly. NCBI's taxonomy places the organism in Eukaryota, Metazoa, Arthropoda, Insecta, Coleoptera, Chrysomelidae.